This is a messenger RNA of Linum trigynum, 12379 nucleotides long. Lineage: Eukaryota; Viridiplantae; Streptophyta; Magnoliopsida; Malpighiales; Linaceae. The record is from the annotation of a GenBank genome assembly.
CCAGACGCAUAACAUGCUCCAGUUGCUCUACACCGUUGAUUUAAUCUAACGUAUGUUAUUAAUUGUAAUUAAAUUAUUUAUUAAUUAUGAUUUUAUAAUAAUUGAUUGGUUCUAUUAUUUUUUAAUACGUGCUCUUUAAUCCCUAUACAAAAUUUUUGUAUCUUUUCAUAUUAUCAUGCAUAAUAUUCUUCUAUCUAAUUAAUUGUGCACCCAAUUUUUGUGUGAUUGUGUUCCCAUCAAGUUACAUUCAAACUAUUCCUCAAUUGAUAUAUGUAAAACACAGAAGUCAGAACGAUUAUGUCGUACAACUCCAAAAACCCCCUUUCCCAUAUCCCCUUCAUUCUGACGGACGAACCCUAUCCUCCUUUCACCAUCGAAUCAAUUAUCCUACCAAAUUGUCUUCAAUAACCGAGCUCUGGAUUUUUUCGGGCGCCAUCGCUAUCUAUUGCAUAGUGAAAAUUGCAUACUACUCGAGAGAUGGGGGUAAGGGCUGAUCGGCGGAAAACUCUAUACUGGAAACACAUGCAGACGAAAUCGAUGGAGAUGGCGGUGCGGAGGUCAGACAUCAGAAAUUGCUCAUGGGGAAGUUAAAUUGGUAAUCGCUAUGCCGCAAUCGAUGAUGAUUUCGUCAUUUUCACAAGCUCCAUGACUGUCAUCUUGCACGCCGCCACCGAAAGCCUGAGUUGAUGCUUAUGAGAAUCAGUCGAAUUUGUUGUCUAAUUUUGACGAGUAUUGCAAAAGUGGAAGGGCUGUUGAAAAGAUUUGAUCGAGCUUGGAUGUGACUGGAAGACUGAGGCCCAGGGAGCGAGAACUGAAGGUGUCCACACAUGGUCUGGUAUGGAUUAAUAGUAUUGAAUCUGUAAAUCCUUAAGCUUGUGAUAAUUCCAUUCAGAAGCACUAUCUUGCUCAAUUUGCUUUGUCACUUAGUUGUAAUAAGGUUCUCGUGGAGGGUGUUGGGGAAGAGGCAAAUUCAUAAUGAAAACUAGGGAAAUUUGGGGUGUAAUACGAUUUAAGUAGAGGAUUCUGAACAUAUUAUCACAAGAUUAAGUAAUGCAUCAAUCAUUAAGCUGUUAACGUGGAACAGGUUCAUAUCCUUUCUCUUUCAAACCUUUUUUAGUGGAUUGACAAUCAUUAGUCGCCACAUGGUUUGUUUGUGAAUUUGAUGUAGGGGUCGACAACGGGACAGGACGGGAUACCCAUCGUUUGAAAUGGGUACUGAGUCCCAUUUGGAGAGGAAACUCCAUCCUGUGUCACAACUCGUACGGGUUAACGGGUACCCAUUACCCGUACGAGAUGGAUAACGGGUACCCGCGGGUAACCCAUACACACAAGCCUUAGUAGUGGUCAGACUUGUUGAUUUCAUAUUUCCCUGCUUAGAUGUGGUCAUCUUAGGAUGUAUUUCUUGUUCUGUAAACAGCUUGCAGCCUAUACUACCAGAAUACAGAGGGAAAAGCCAUUCACUAGAGUACUGUAAUGCAAGAUCACUAUAAAUGAAAAGAUCACUAUAAAUGAAAAUGGAACCAAGAAUUGGGCUAAAGACGAGCUGCCCAAGGAAAACUGCAACAUCCCAAACCACAAGCACAUUCGCACAAGACCAUUUGUUGUAUGUUGACUAAAUUCUCUUACUGACUUGCUGUUACUUUUGCAGCACUACACACGACCAGCUUGAUAGAAGGUCAUUCAAACCCAUCAUCAUUGUAAGAGGGGAUUAUUGCCUUUGCCUAACUUAAUAUUGUCAUCCAACGGCACUUUGGCUGUUGCCCACCCCUGAUUUGAUGGGCUGGGAUUAUUAUUUCAGUGUAUUCAGCAGUCUGACCCAGCUACAUCUGAGCAAGAAGGUGAGAUCGUGGACUUCACAACCACUACAUUGGAAAGAAAUCCACAACCAGUCCUUAGAACAAUUAGUGUUCAAAAUCAAACAUUCCUUAGAACUGGUCUGCUUGGGAAACAAUAACGUGCAGUCUGCUUGUAGUAGUACAUGUAUAGUUCUUGUUAGCUAAAUGUUAGUAUAGAUUCUGUUGUAGAUUGAUUAGUUUAUGUUCUCAUUUGAUUGAGUUGUAUCCCUUGUAACCUGUUGGGAUUGAAUUCUCAUUUUCAGAAUACCAUACGUGCUGAAUAAAGUUUUUUUGAGUUGUAUUGUAACCUGUUGGGAUUGAAUUCUCAUUUUCAGAAUACCAUACGUGCUGAAUAAAGUUUUUUUGAGUUGUAUUCAUUAUGCUUCUCAUAAAAUAACAGUUGUUUCUAUUAAGAAGCUGUCAUAUUUAUUUGUUUGUUGUUAUUAAGGUAUCUUGUACUCUUUCUAACACGAUAAAAGCUCACAAUUACCACUUCGGAAUUUCCCAAUUUUUUAGAUAUAUUCUCUCCCAGCUGGUCACCAGACUAGAGUUGUGCAACUGUAAUUAAACCCCACACUUCACUGAAUUACUUGAGUUUGAUAUAAUAGAAUUAGUUUCAUCCCAAACUGAAUAAUUGAAAAUGUACCAAAAGUGUCGAUGCUGUGGAUCUAAACAUAUAGACCAAAGAUUCUAAAACCAUAAACUUCACUAGUUCAACAAACAAACAAGUUCAACAUAGAACAAAAAGAACUGAAUCCCAUGAUAAUGUAAACUGAAAUUUGUUCACCCGAAUACCCAACAGAAAAGCACGCUUAAAUUACGAAAUCACGGAAGCACUAUCUCCAUAUAGCUCUAGUUCUUGUUCAGCCUCUUUCGAUUUUCUUCCUUGUACGUACGAGUCUCGAGUUCAAACCUCGGUGCAUUCCUAUUUGCUUCCUUGAUGACCACAUGUCUUAUGUAAUUUGCAGGUUGUUUGACUAGAUAUACAGCUAGUUGCAUUCUCCUCAUAUCUCCACAUGGCUGAAAAUUUUUCACAAAGACAAUGGAUCUCAAUAGCAAAUUCACUAGGUUGUUUAACUACAAGUUCAAGCAAGUGAAUUGUUGCUUACCCAUAUAAAAUAAUCUUCAUCCCAAGUUGCACCCAUCAUCCAUACGCACACCCAAACGCCACUGUCAUACCUACAUAAAUUUAGAUGAAGCAUAUGAUCAGUUGUGAGUAUUUUUUUCAAAUUUAUGCAUGAGGAAUGAUUCUUACUCGUAACGUUGUUCAGGAACUGAAGGAAUUGUCAAAGAGAACUCCUUCAUCACUGGGGGAUCGCUCAUUUGUUCCACUUGUAAAUAAAGAUCCUCGAACAAGGCAUCGAGAAAUCCAAUCUACAUAAGAAGUAACUUUAUUACAAAUAGAAGAGAACAACAAUCCAGUUCACAAAUAUAAUCUUAUUCCACGCACAAAUUCUGACCAUACCAUAGUUUGUACUGCAUCUUUACGAGGUGUUUGGCGCUCUUUAGAAGGAUAUGAAUCCAAGAUAUGAACUUGCUUGUCAUCCAUCAAGAUGACAACUGAUGCUCUAAAACACAACACCUAACAAUGGCCAAGUGUAACCAAUGAAAGGGACUGCAGUAUAGUGACACAAGUAAUAAAUAUCGAAUCCACGGGUCUCUAGAGUUACUAUUACUCAGCUUCAGUUCAUUAUCUAGCAAACUAGAUUAAGGAUUGAUUAACUAAACUACUCUACUAACUAAACUAAGUAAAACUACUAAUUACAGUUUGGGAACUCACUUAGGUAUGAUUCCCCCUAGCUCCUCAAUUAGGACCAAGUUGUAAUUCCUUUUGGUUGAUUUACUGUUGAUUAAACUGCGGAAGAUCCGACAGUAGCUUGGAAUCUCUUAAGCUGACCAAUCCCUCUCAGUCUAACUAUCCGGCAGACGACUAGUCUUCACCGGGAUAGAAAGCUGAAGCAAUAAGCACAGAACUCCACUACUGGAAUUGGAUUCCAGUACAAAGCAGUAAACUGGCUAACUCUCGUAUAGCUAAUCUCCUACUACCGAAUGAUGAGACUCUAGCAACCUAAUCAGAUUCUAUCUAUCUCAGAUUGCAGCAGGAAUCAGGAAAAGUUGAUCAGACUUCAAUUGACUCAAUAAACAUGCAUCAUUCGAUUAUAAUCAAACAAUAUAGCAUCCAAAAAUUCAUACAAGAAAGAUCCUAACUCAUGGAACUAAGGUUCGUCAAAACCUAAGUGAAGGGAAGUUACUCCAUAGAGAAGAGAGAGACUGCAGAAAUCUGAUCUAGAUCUUCAAUCUCCAUCUCCAAGCUUGAUUCCCGAGCUCCAAUGGCGAAGAAAUCCUCCAAAAUAGCUCCAAGAAUGUUCCCAAGUCGCUCUCUCUCUCUAGGGUUCGUCCCUUGGGUGUUUGGGAUCCAAAACCCAGCUCUCCCCCUUUCCUUUUGCUGAAAAUUGGGUUUUAAACAGCAAUUCCCGACUCACACGGCCAGGCCACACGGCCGUGUGGCUUUCCCCGCUGCCCGUGUGAAGGCUCGGUGAUUUCCACACGGCCACAUGGCCAGGUCACACGGCCGUGUGGGUUGUGCCCGUGUGGCUUGCUCAACCUCUGUUUAAUGCCUCGUUUCUCCCUCGUCCGGACUCCGAAUCAGUCGCCGUUUGAUCCCAGGCGCUCGUAGUCUCUUCCUCUUUCUAUUCAUGAAAAGCUUGCAUGAUUAUUUUUCCAUAAAGUGAGGUAUAAAUCCAUUCUUCUUCAGGUCAUACCCGAGUUUCUUCUCCCGAAUCGUCAAUUGAUCUCUGAUUGACUUGAAACUUGCGCCUAUGCUUCACUUUAUGUGCUAGGACCUGAAAUGUGACAAAGGAACACAACCUAGCGUAAAAUAGGCCAAAGACACGAUAAUUCAAGCUCAAACAAUCAAGAAACAAAGGGGAAAACAUGUGCAAAUACCGAGUCAUCAAAUUCCCCCACACUUAACUGUUUGCUUGUCCCCAAGCAAACCUAACUCAAACCAAUGCAGCUCUCCAGAGCUCUAUAGCAACAUACAACCCCGAUCUUCGGUAGAGGAUUUCCUAGAUGAUAUAGCAACUUACGAGGUCAACUGGUCUUCUAAGACGUUCCCUAUCUCUCUCAAUGCGAGUACUAGACUCAAGCCAGGAUCAUGAGAAAAAGUAGAAGUAAGACAGUCAGUUCGUGGAUAAAGGGACUCACACCAUUCACAACCAAGGAUUCGUUGUACCGGGGUGCUCUUUCACUUCAUUUCACCGUUGGAACCCCUUUUUCUCACUUUCAUUUACAUUUUUUCUUUCAUUUGGUGGGGUUCCAACUGCAGUCUUUUGCACGGUCGACCCUUAUUAGUCGAGCAAGAGCAAUUUCUGUACAUCUGGAGCUCGCCAGAGUACUUCUUUUAACUCCUUUUCCUCAACUCGUGUGGAGGGUCAAUGAAAUUAAGGGGGGUCGGAAGCUCUAUCCGUGCCCUUAAAAACACAUCCUCAAGUAGGCAAACCGUUCAACGGGUGGAAGUUUUACUUGUACUAGAGACAACUUAGCUUCACCUUGUAGGAGUACCCCACUAAGGAUCACUAAAAUCUCUUCCAAAACCCGAUUUUGUGCAAUGAACGGUGCCGCACACGUUGGGCUUACCCCAUGUUUAAGAUUUAAUGAUUUUGACAUGGAGGACCAACUGCUUCCCAUUUUCCAUAUGAGCACCCUGUUCGAUACACGAGUCCAUAACAUAAUCCAAACAGAGUCACCAUUACCACAUGAAUUCAACGGUCUUAGCUCCACUAAUUCACAAAAUCAACUGGCACAACAGAGAGCUAGAUAGGAAAAAUCUUAUACUUCAACAUCCUCCAUAGUGCUACACUACCUCCCUAGGUUGCACAUUACUAUAGAUACUGUCAAUUCAAAGCAUACUGAGCAGGCAAUUUGCAAGGAAACACAUACUUGGAGCCCUCAAAUUUAAAAAUUUGGAUAGUGGACUAGGCUCCAAGCACACAAACAGCCAAACGUUCACCCACAUACAUAAUCGAACACCCCCCCACACUUAAGCACGACAUUGUCCUCAAUGGAGGAAAGAUAAGGAGGGUAGAACGAAGUUACCAGAUCAAGGGUGAAUGAUGAUGUACGGGUCAGGCAGUGCAUUCCAGGAAGAGAGAGUAAUCAGAACACAAACACCACACAAAAUCUCACAAAGGUUGAGUUAUUGCUAAAUGAUCUAGGAAGUCCUCUACCUACGAUCUGGGGUGUUUGUUGCUAUAGAGGUCUGGAGAGUUGCAUUGGUUUGAGUUAGGUUUGCUUGGGGACAAGCAAACGUUUAAGUGUGGGGGGAUUUGAUGACUCGGUAUUUGCACAUGUUUUCCCCUUUGUUUCUUGAUUGUUUGAGCUUGAAUUAUCGUGUCUUUGACCUAUUAUAUGCUAGGUUAUGUUCCUUUGUCACAUUUCAGGUCCUAGCACAUAAAGUGAAGCAUAGGCGCAAGUUUCAAAUCAAUCAGAGAUCAAUUGACGAUUCGGGAGAAGAAACUCGGGCAUGACCUGAAGAAGAAUGGAUUUCUACCUUACUUUAUGGACAACUAAUCAUGCAAGCUUGUUAUGAAAAGAAAGAGGACGAGACUACGAGCGUCUGGGAUCAAACGAGGACUGAUUCGGAGUCCGGACGAGGGAGAAACGAAGCAUUAAAUAGAGGCUGAGCAAGCCACACGGGCACGACCCACACGGCCGUGUGAACUGGCCAUAUGGCCGUGUGGAAAUCACCGAGGGCUCACACGGGCAGCUGGGAAAGCCACACGGCCGUGUGGCCUGGCCGUGUGAGUCGGGAAUUGCUGUUUAAAACCCGAUUUUCAGCAGAAGGAAAGAGGAGAGCUGGGUUUUGGAUCCCAAACACCCAAGGGACGAACCCUAGAGAGAGAGAGAGCGACUUGGGAACAUUCUUGGAGCUAUUUUGGAGGAUUUCUUCGCCAUUGGAGCUCGGGAAUCAAGCUUGGAGAUGGAGAUUGAAGAUCUAGAUCAGAUUUCUGCAGUCUCUCUCUUCUCUAUGGAGUAACUUCCCUUCACUUAGGUUUUGAGGAACCUUAGUUCCAUGAGUUAGGAUCUUUCUUGUAUGAAGUUUUGGAUGCUAUAUUUUUUUAUUAUAAUCGAAUGAUGCAUGUUUAUUGAGUCAGUUGAAGUAUGAUCAACUUUUCCUGAUUCCUGCUGCAAUCUGAGAUAGAUAGAAUCUGAUUAGGUUGCUAGAGUCUCAUCAUUCGGUAGUAGGAGAUUGGCUAUACGAGAGUUAGCCAGUUUACUGCUUUGAACUGGAAUCCAAUUCCAGUAGUGGAGUUCUGUGCUUAUUGCUUCAGCUUUCUAUCCCGGUGAAGACUAGUCGUCUGCCCGAUAGUUAGACUGAGAGGGCUUGGUCAGCUUAAGAGAUUCCAAGCUACAGUCGGAUCUUCUGCAGUUUAAUCAACAGUAAAUCAACCAAAAGGAAUUACAACUUGGACCUAAUUGAGUAGCUAGGGGGAAUCAUACCUAAGUGAGUUCCCAAACUGUAAUUAGUAGUUUUACUUAGUUUAGUUAGUAGAGUAGUUUAGUUAAUCAAUCCUUAAUCUAGUUUGCUAGAUAAUGAACUGAAGCUGAGUAAUAGUAACUCUAGAGACCCGUGGAUUCGAUAUUUAUUACUUGUGCCACUAUACUGCAGUCCCUUUCAUUGGUUACACUUGGCCAUUGUUAGGUGUUGUGUUUUAGAGCAUCAAGUUUUUGGUGCCGUUGCCGGGGACUUUCUAGAUUAUUAGGAAAGGCAGAAGUUUGUUACUUUAGCGUUUUUCUUUUGUUUUCCGCCCUUGCUUUUCACUUGGGUGUUUUUUGUUUUUGUUGGUGAAGAUCUGAAUCAUGGACCCUUAUGGCUUCUCCAAUCAUUGGGGGUAUCCACCACCAUCCGAGUGGUAUUACCCCGAGACUCCCUGGAGCAAUCAAGGAGGAGAAGACUAUGGAUUCUGGUUCCAGUACCAACCCCCUUUCUACGGAGAACAACCAGACCCCUGGGCAUAUCAAGAACAACCUCAUUACCAAGAAGACUUUCUCCCACAACCAGAAGGGCCAUCGGAGCUGGAGUUACCCAUGGCGGCCUUCACGGGCCACUCUGCAGAGCCAUGCUACACUUCACUGGAGGAUCCGAACGAACAAUUAAGGCUUCUCGUGGAGCAGUUUGCUCGAGACACUGAGAAAUCAUGCUCCAAGAUGGAUAUUCAAAUCAAAGCCCUUGCCACUUCCGAUUCCUCAUUUCUCCAUGAUAUGGAGGAGACUGUUCAGCGCUCAGCGAAGCAAACAGAGUGGGUGAAGCAAGUUUGCUCACAUCUUUCUCAAGAUCACCUUUCUGCUGCCACGCUAGAAGAGGUGGAGGAUGACAAAGGCUAUGGGAGCGUUGAGGAUCAUACAGAAGUUAUCACAGAGAACUCCCAUGAUAACCAUGAUCAGGAAAGUCCUUUGGUUGCAGACCACACCUUUCCUCAUUUAUGCUCUAACAUGCUGGGCCCGUGCGAGGAGAUGCAAGAUGAUCCCAUUGAAGAAAUUGCUUGGCGACUUGCUCUCCAAUCUGUUCUAGAAGAAGAAGAGCGAGCAAGGAUGAGGAAGGAAGUUGUGGAUGAUGAGGAAGAAAGAAAAGAAGAGGUGGUUCUUGAUCUUUUCCCAGGGGAGAGACCACAUUUUGAAGAAGGAAGGGGGGUUGAGGAAGCAAUUGGCGUCCAGGCUGAGGAUGAAGUUGAGGUGGAAGAGGCAUGCACCGGCCAUGAGUUGCAAGUAAUAUCCCCACCAAACUUUGAGGAACUGCUUGGCAAGGACCCAUUUGCAGUGUCUCUUUGCCAGACCAAGGCCACAUCGACAUCGGUCCCUCUUGGUGGACGCGAUGGUGGCCAAUCGAUGCUGUCAUAUCUGGUUUGGGGCAAUUUGACGAGAGAAGAGAAGAAGAGGUCUCAAGGGUGGAGACUUCAUCUGCAUCAAGUACAUGAGCCUUCAUCACCUGCCACACCACAUGCUCGUGACUUGAGACUCCACCUCAUCGACGAGAACCUCAACUUCAAGGAGGUUCUAGCAUGGACCGAAACUUAGGAGCCAUCGUCUGGCUCACGACGUGAAAGAAGCGCUUGUUGGGAGGCAACCCAACCAGUCGGUUUGCAUUUCUUUCUCUAUUUCUCCUCGGUCGAGUCAAUUUUGUUAUUUGAUUUUAGAGUCAAUAACUCAACCUUUGUGAGAUUUUGUGUGGUGUUUGUGUUCUGAUUACUCUCUCUUUCUGGAAUGCACCGCUUGACCCGUUCAUCAUCAUUCACGCUUGAUCUGGUAAAUUCGUUCUACCCUCCUUAUCUUUCCUCCAUUGAGGACAAUGUCGUGCUUAAGUGUGGGGGGAUGUUCGAUUAUGUAUGCGGGUGAAUGUUUGGCUGUUUGUGUGCUUGGAGCCUAGUCCACUGUCCAAAUUUUUAAAUUUGAGGGUUUUAAAUUUGAGGGCUCCAAGUACGUGUUCCUUGCAAUUGCCUGCUUAGUAUGCUUUGAAUUGACAGUCUUUAUAGUAAUAUGCAACCUAGGGAGGUAGUGUAGCACUAUGGAGGAUGUUGAUGCAUUUAAGAAAUCUCAUUUCUUCUUCAUAUUGUGUUGGUUGAUUGAGUGAAUUAGUGAUCUUAGGACCCUUGAAUUGUGUGGUGUUGUGUACUCUCUACCUGUCAUGGACUCUUGUAUCAUGUUUUGAAAGUAACAGGUGCUCGAAAAUGUGCUUCAAAAUAACGUCUCCCGUGCGAAUAGGGCGAAAGUGUGUAAGGGGAGACGGGAAUUCGUUCCCAAUUUCCACCUACUACCUCCAGCCCCCUUACAUGUCUUUCCCCCGCACGAGGCUCGAGACAUCCGCUCCUGGCAUGGCCGGUAAGAGCAGGUUGGGACCCUUGAAACAAAAAAGAGUAAAGAAAAAAUAACAGAAAACAAGCAAAACAGAAAGAAAAGGGGUUCCAAGCAUCUUCAAAGAAAAUAGAGCACCUUGAAAAAUGUGAGUCCAUGAUCCUUUGAUUUCCACGGCAACGGCGCCAAAAACUUGAUGCUCUAAAACACAACACCUAACAAUGGCCAAGUGUAACCAAUGAAAGGGACUGCAGUAUAGUGGCACAAGUAAUAAAUAUCGAAUCCACGGGUCUCUAGAGUUACUAUUACUCAGCUUCAGUUCAUUAUCUAGCAAACUAGAUUAAGGAUUGAUUAACUAAACUACUCUACUAACUAAACUAAGUAAAACUACUAAUUACAGUUUGUGAACUCACUUAGGUAUGAUUCCCCCUAGCUCCUCAAUUAGGUCCAAGUUGUAAUUCCUUUUGGUUGAUUUACUGUUGAUUAAACUGCGGAAGAUCCGACAGUAGCUUGGAAUCUCUUAAGCUGACCAAGCCCUCUCAGUCUAACUAUCCGGCAGAAGACUAGUCUUCACCUGAAUAUCAUCACCAUGCAUCAUAUCUUUCAUUGGCAGACACAACUACAUUACGACAAGAAAGACCAAAAUCAGUAGACCAUAUUUGACAUUCCAUUUAUGAAAAAGUUAAAUAGCUUGAUUGGAGAAAAAAAAUUAUUCACAUAUAUCUUCAUACAAUAGCUAGAAACAAUUAAUGAGGAAGCCAAAAGUGAAAUGCAGAAGAAGUAUUGAGAAGAAAACCUUUCUGCAGGUGUGAGCUGUUGUGAGAAACUUUGUACCGUAACACUCUAAAGCUUUUUUCGAUGUCAUGCCAUAGUUAAGUACCAUUUCCUAAUCCUGAUUUGAUUAAAUUAGCAGAAUUAACGUUUAUUAUAUAUCAUAGAACAAACAAUAUAUUUCACCUAAAAUAAAUGUACAAGGUAAAUCAAUAUGUACCUGCAGUUCAGUAGGCAGAAAACAUACUCUUCUUCCACGACCAGCAUCCCUCGAAAUUUCGUCCAGGGUCAAGUGGCAAGUCAUUGCUGUAAUUACCUAAUACACCAACCAACCAGGGUAUACAAAUUUUAGGAGAUUGGUAUUAUGCUAGUUGAACGGUAAGGAGAGAGGUAAGGUGCAAUCUGUUACUAACUCUAUUGAAAAUGAGAAGCAAAGAAAGCAUAUUAGAAGAGGCCUAGCUUCUUCGAUAGGCUGAAGUAAUCAGUGGCCUUUUCUAAAGUUUCAUGCUUGAAGUUCAUGGUUAUCUGUUGAAGCUUAUCGAGACCUUACCCAUAUUUCUGCAUGCUGUGACAAUUUCAAUGCAGGAACAACUAUAUUCAGGCCAGUAUAUCCUCAAUUAAACAACUUAGCUAUCACCGAGCAGACUUUCCAUUUUGAAUUUCGAGAAGAAUCGUAAUUAGCUAGUUACUAAGCCAAUUAUUACCAUGUACUUAGCAUCAAUGAAAGCAUCAUUAACUCCAACACUUCCAGAUUGGCCCUAGAUGUGGCAAUGCUGCCUAACUAAAAAAUUUGCCAAUAAUUUGUAUUAAAAACUUUUUUUUAUAAUGGUGAGUAAUGGAAUUAAAUAGAAGAACCGUGUACAGAUACAAAAACAAAAUCAGAGAGGAAACUAGAAGCAAAGUUGCACCAGCAGUGCACUCCUCAAAGAAACAAAGGGAAUUAAAUAGAAGAACAGUGUACAGAUACAAAAACAAAAUCAGAGAGGAAACUAGAAGCAAAGCUGCACCAGCAGUGCACUCCUCAAAUAAACAAAGGGAAAAGGGCAAAAAUACACAGGAGAAAAAAAAAACAACAAACCAAAGGCAGGUCAAAUAAACAGGCACCACCAAAGAAAGAACGACAACCACCAGACUCAAAUUCUGGGUAGAAAGGACAUGAUCCAGGCUAACCCUUGAUCCUUAUCAAUUUUCCCACGAAUCGUCAUCUACUCAUUAACAAAUGAUGUGCAAACAACAAGAUAUAAAACACCCUUCAACAUCCUGAUUAGUAACAGUAGGCCAGGAUUAAAACUUACAUCAGCAUCAACAUUGGAGUUAGGGCAGAGGGACCAUAGCGCCUUUCGCGUAUAGGAUUUUAUCAUGGUAUCGACUAGGACCUCUUUUAACGGAAAUAUGUAGUGAGCAAGUUUGAUUUCCUCCUCACUGUAGUUGAUAGCGUGAGGCAACCUAAACUUAGUUUCUGCCUGCAAUGGAAGACGAAAGAAUAUUAGUGGGUUCGAUAAAAAUAUAACCACUGAUUCCAUUUUAAGGCAGAAAAAUAUUAGCGGGGUGGAUAAAAAUACCUUUUUGGUGAAUUGCAGGGUAGAAGAUCUGGUACGACUUUUGCAGACUAAAGCAUUACCAUCUCCCCUCGAUUCACCAUCAAGAACAAUCAUAUUUGAUCCCGGCGUCGAUGGAGGGAUCACACCGACAUCAGUUCUAGCUUUCUUUACCGGAGAUACAUCCUUCUCCAGCUCCUACGUUCAUAGUAACAAAAACAAUAGUCGUUCUUUAGUUUUUAACGAAAAAUAAGCUGCCAACGAUGGAGAUAUGAAAACAUGUAAACUGAUCUUGUCAUUAUCCCGUUGUCCAUAACGUGCUUCAUCUUGUUCUUCUCCCUGAGAUAAAAAAAAAAGAAAUCAUAAUGAACAAAAGAGGAAUUU